AUGGCGGCACCGGCACACCAGCAGAUGCUCUGUCAGGGCAAUUUCGAGCUCUGGAAAGACAUCAUCAACCAGCGUCUCGAAUCAUAUGGUCUCGGGGUGUGGGACUUUUAUCACGCUAAAGAAUAUGCCUUCGCAGCUGUCAUCUCGAAUGACCUCUCUGGUGUUGAUUCUGCUGUGAGAAUCAUGCUGUUCAACAUUGCUCCGUCUAUACACUGCACCGUUCCCGAACGUCUCAAAUCCCACCCAUACGCCCUCUGGAAGCACCUCCAGCAGUACUCUAAGCCUUUCCGCUUUCUAGAUCUACCCGCGGAACUUCGAGAGAACAUAAUCCUCCAGUCUUUUCCCCAAGGUGUCGUUACUCCGGGUGACACACUUCCACCGAUCCUUAGAGCAUCGCGACAGCUACGAGCAGAGUCUCGUCAAAUUUAUUACCAAAACCACCAUUUCUACCUUGAUUUUGAGGCCGAAGCUGAGACCUGCAGCAGAGUCAACGAGAACUGCGAUACUCGAGUGCAGUUUCUGAAGUACUGGGCGAAAAAGUGGAUCACGAACGAAGUUGGAAUUGCUGCCCAACAUCUGAGACACGUCACGCUAUACAUCGAAGAAAGUGGCUUUGAGGUUUCGCUCCACUUUUCGCCGAAGGAAGAUAGGCUGUGUGUGGAGCUGGAGCAGGUGAAGGAGACGGUGCUGUACGAGGCUGAUGAGGAGGCACUGGCAGGGCUGGGAGAGUACGUGGAUAUGAUUGAGCAGCGGAGGAAGGAAGGACUCUCCACAAAAGGAGAGUCGAUUGUCGACGCACUUUUCCACACACCACAGACAUGGGGCUAUGGUGUUAUCAAAAUGGAGGAAGUGGAUGAAGAGGAGAGUGAGGAGGAGGAGGAGGAGGAGGAGGAUGAUAAUGACUAA
This is a messenger RNA of Pseudocercospora fijiensis CIRAD86, 906 nucleotides long. RefSeq lists its product as uncharacterized. The record is from RefSeq and is a predicted model, not a curated record. Bases 1 to 906 code for a protein of 301 amino acids. NCBI's taxonomy places the organism in Eukaryota, Fungi, Ascomycota, Dothideomycetes, Mycosphaerellales, Mycosphaerellaceae. The transcript has a single exon.